AUGUCGGCCGUGCUGUUCCUGAGGAGCUCCCUGAGCAGACUGCCGCCGAGGGCCGCUCGGCAGGUCGUCGGCUGCUGUUAUCACACCGAGAAGGGCGUCUACGGGUACCGACCCAAGCGGACCGACCGGGAGCAGGAGUUACACAGAGACCGGAUCGCAGCGUUGAACCAAGAUCACGGUCUUGCCCGUCUGGUGGAGGCGUACAGAGUACACGGACACAAGGCUGCUAAAAUUAACCCCUUACUGCCACACACGCCUGUUGUCGACACCGUCCCGGAGAUUGAGCUGCUGACUGGCACCAUCACUGGACCACUGAACACCUCAGGUCUGCGGCACUUUGGAAAGGCCCAGGCCUCAGUGGAGGAGGUUCAGGCCUACCUGGAGGAGGCCUACUGUGGCCACCUGUCAGUGGAGACCAGCCAGCUGAGCAGUCUGGAGGAGAGGGAGUGGUUCGCUGACCGCUUUGAGGAGCUCAAAAGACAGAGUUUCUCCCCAGAUGAGAGGAAGAAGCUGGCCAAGAUCAUGCUGGAGUCUCAGGAAUUUGACCACUUUCUGGCCACUAAGUUUGCUACUGUGAAGCGUUAUGGAGGCGAAGGAGCGGAGAGCAUGAUGGGCUUCUUCUAUGAGCUCUUCCACCAUUCGGCCCACAGCGGAGUCACCGACGUUGUCAUCGGCAUGCCUCACCGAGGCCGACUCAACCUCCUGACAGGCCUGCUCAAGUUCCCUCCAGAGCUCAUGUUCCGUAAGAUGCGCGGCCUGAGCGAGUUCCCUGACACCUCGCCUGCCAUCGGCGACGUCCUCUCCCACCUCACCUCCUCGGUGGAGUUGGAUUUCGGAGCCGGACACCCUCUUCAUGUCACCAUGCUGCCCAACCCGUCUCACCUCGAGGCCAUCAACCCCGUGGCUCAGGGCAAAACCAGAGCCAGGCAGCAGCUCAGGAAAGAAGGAGACUAUUCACCUGAAGAAGACGCCCAGCCGGGAGACCAGGUCGUCUGUCUGCAGGUCCACGGUGACGGAUCCUUCACUGGCCAAGGGAUUGUUCCGGAAACACUGACCCUUUCAAACCUUCCUCACUACAGAGUCGGUGGAAGCAUCCACCUCAUUGUGAACAACCAAGUGGGCUACACCACCCCAUCAGAGAGAGGGAGAUCCUCGUUGUACUGCAGUGACGUCGGUAAGAUGGUGAACUGUGCGGUGAUCCACGUGAACGGAGAUGAUGCAGAGGAGGUGCUGCGAGCCUCUCGGCUGGCUGUGGAGUAUCAGCGGCGUUUCAGGAAAGACGUCGUCCUGGACCUGAUCUGCUACCGUCAGUGGGGCCACAACGAGCUGGACGAGCCCUUCUUCACCAACCCGGCCAUGUACAAGAUCAUCCGGUCCCGUAAGAGCGUCCCCGACUCCUACUCAGACCAGCUGAUAUCAGAGGGUCUGAUGACUGACGCCGAGCGCGACCAGAUCAAAUCCAAACACUACGGCAUGCUCAACGACAAGCUGUCUAACAUGACGCUGUACAGCCCUCCGCCCACCAACCUGCAGGGCCGCUGGGGCGAUCUGGUGGAACCGCAGGCCAGAGUCAGCACCUGGGACACGGGAGUCGCCGUCCCUCUGCUGCAGUUUGUAGGAGCCAGAUCUGUGGACAUCCCUGAACAAAUCCAGCUGCACAGCCACCUCGGAAAGACCCACGUACAGGCUCGGUUGCAAAAGUUGGAAGAGGGAACCAAACUAGACUGGUCGACAGCAGAAGCCCUGGCGUUCGGCUCGCUCCUCUGCCAAGGCUUCAACAUUCGAAUCAGCGGGCAGGACGUUGGAAGAGGCACAUUCAGCCAGCGACAUGCCAUGGUGGUGUGUCAGGACACCAACGACAUGUACAUCCCUCUGAACCACAUCAGCCCUCAGCAGACAGGUUUCCUGGAGGUGUGUAACAGCCCGCUCUCUGAGGAGGCAGUGCUUGGAUUUGAAUAUGGUAUGAGUAUCGCACAGCCAAAGCUUCUGCCCAUCUGGGAGGCUCAGUUUGGAGACUUCUUCAACGGAGCGCAGAUCAUCUUUGAUACCUUCAUCACUGGAGGUGAAGCCAAGUGGCUGCUGCAGUGUGGGAUGGUGAUCCUGCUGCCUCACGGCUACGAUGGAGCUGGACCUGAACACUCCUCCUGCCGUAUGGAGCGUUUCCUGCAGAUGUGUGACAGUAAAGAGGAGGGUGUGGAUGGCGACUCUGUGAACAUGGGGAUAGUCAACCCCACCACUCCUGCUCAGUACUUCCACCUGCUGAGGAGGCAGAUGAUUCGAAACUUCCGCAAACCUCUCAUUGUGGUUGGACCCAAGACGCUGCUGAGAUUCUCUGGCGCGACGUCCAGUUUAACUGAACUGGCAGCAGGAACAUCCUUCAGGCCGGUGCUGGGUGAUACUUCUGUGUCAGGAGAAAGUGUCCAGAGGGUGGUGCUGUGCUCAGGGAAGCAUUACUACGCCCUGCUGAAACAGAGGGAGACCUCAGCAGCCAACCAGAACACAGCGCUGGUCCGUGUGGAGGAGCUGUGUCCGUUUCCUCUGGACGCUCUGCAGCAGGAGCUCAAAAAAUACCCCAAUGCCAAAGAGUUCAUCUGGAGUCAGGAGGAGCCUCAGAACAUGGGUCCCUGGUCGUUCGUGGCCCCCAGGUUUGAGAAGCAGCUGGCCUGCAAGCUCCGGUUAGUGAGCCGACCUGCCCUUCCUGCGCCGGCGGUCGGCAUCGGGACCCUUCAUCAGCAGCAGCAAGAGGCCAUUCUCACCGCUACCUUCUCCUAAGACCUACCAAGACUGGAAGCUAAAAUAUCUGUAUAACAAGCAUCGGUACGAAUCUACAGACUGUAUCUGCUGCAAAGGCUGCUGCACUGAUACACGGGACCUUUACACAGUGUCUUCACAUAAUAGAGAAACCAAAUCAAAGGAAAUGCUCAAGAGGAAGGCAAGGUGGGAUUUUAUGUCUGCUUGUUUUUCUCUAUUUCAACACGCCUGUAUUUUUUAAUUGUUGAAGCUUAGAGGCUCCCCACUCGAAGGCCUUAGAGACCAUGUUUACAAUGUGACCGUAGUAGCAACACACUUUCAUAAUUUUCAGGAUUGUGCACAAUACUGUGAACGUGUCAAGCCUGUACAAUCAACAGCGUAUUCAUCUCAUGCAUGUAGUGUGUGCGAGUUGUUCAUUUUUGUACUGUUGAGAAUAGAAAGUAACACUAUAAGGUUUGAAAUCACUGAGCAUUAACCUUUAAAUAAGUAUGCAAGACUGAGAGUGAUGGACAAACAUCACAUUUUAAGAAGGAGAUGAAGCUGUUUCUGAACAAGCCGAGAAAGUUACCAUUGUCAUUUUUAAAUGUUGAUCCUACUCUGAAUUAGUGACACGUCAUCGUCCAAAUUUAGACAGAGAUUGUUAUUAUUUAAUCCGUUUAAACUGGCACUUGAAUUAAAAAUUGUGGAAAUAAAGGGCUAAUGUACAUAAAUGAAAUCUGAAUAUUUUCAAAUAAAGAUAUUUUCAUGUUUGUGCAUCA
Amphiprion ocellaris (clown anemonefish) is the source of this 3509-nucleotide messenger RNA. It is a transcript of the gene dhtkd1, whose product is annotated as dehydrogenase E1 and transketolase domain containing 1. Lineage: Eukaryota; Metazoa; Chordata; Actinopteri; Pomacentridae. The record is from RefSeq and is a predicted model, not a curated record. Gene Ontology annotation, molecular function: oxoglutarate dehydrogenase (succinyl-transferring) activity; thiamine pyrophosphate binding. The transcript has 17 exons. Gene Ontology annotation, biological process: tricarboxylic acid cycle. Bases 1 to 2772 code for a protein of 923 amino acids.